CGAGCAUAUGGAGAACCGCUUAUUCGCCAACUUCCAGGGACUAGGGUGCUGAAAUGGAACAAAUAUGUUUGAUCCUUUUGCUAAUAAGUAAGGCAUUGACAGUUGGAGCACAAUUCAAUGGAUACAACUGUGAUGCCAACUUCCACAGCCGCUUCCCUGCGGAGAGGGACAUUAGUGCGUACUGCGGAGUGCAGACAAUCACCCUCAAGAUCAACUUUUGCCCUGUGCUGUUCUCCGGCUACACCGACACCGAUCUGGCCCUUAACGGCCGACACGGAGAUGCCCACUGCCGUGGUUUCAUCAAUAACAACACAUUCCCCACUGUGGUCCUCUUCACCAUUAGCCUAGCCACACUGGAGGCAUGUGGCAAUGCCCUGGUGGUUUCCACGACUCAGGGGCCUAAUGCCUAUGGGAACCUGUCACUGGUGCAGAUUGGGAACAUAUCCGGGUACAUCGAUACGCCAGAUCCCCCAACUAUUAUCAGCUACCUGCCAGGACUGCUCUACAAGUUCAGCUGUAGCUACCCUCUGGAAUACCUAGUGAACAACACACAGCUUGCUUCGUCAGCUGCUGCAAUAUCAGUGAAGGACAGCAAUGGUACUUUUGUCAGCACUUUGAAUCUACUUCUUUACAAUGACUCGUCAUAUGUUCAGCAGUUGUCAAUCCCUAUGGCAGGGCUUACCCUGAAGACCCGCGUGUUUGCAGCUGUCAAAGCUACCAAUUUGGACAGAAGAUGGAAUGUUCUGAUGGACUACUGUUACACCACUCCAUCUGGGAAUCCGAACGAUGAACUUCGCUAUGACCUCUUUUUUAGCUGUGACAAAGACCCCCAGACAACCGUGUUUGAGAAUGGGAAGAGUCAAAUGGGACGUUUUGCCUUUGAAGUGUUCCGCUUUGUCAAGCACAAGAACCAGAAAAUGUCAACUGUCUUCCUGCACUGCGUUACCAAGUUAUGUCGUGCCGAUGAUUGUCCCAUGCUCAUGCCGAUUUGUGGUAGUAGAAAGAAGCGGGAUGUCUCAGAGAGAACAAAGUCAAACUCAGCAUCAGGAAACGCUGUCAUUACUGCUGGGCCAAUAAUCACAAGGAGCGAUGAAACUCCAAUGAACAACUCACAACUAGUGCAACUAAACAGCCCAGUGUUUCGGAUGAACACGGUGACCAGCGCACUUAUCUCAGGCAUCAUCAUCCUGGGUGUAAUGAGUCUGUGCUUCUUCAUCUUCUCCCUCACCCUCCUCAAGGGCAAGAGGGCUCCAUCGGUCAUCUUGCCAGGGGCUUGCAACCCAGCUUUCAACUAACCCCAGCCAUAGUCCUUGCUCUAAAUAUCUUGCCUUCUGCUCCCCAUGAGGACACUACAGUAAAUAGUAGGGGAGAGUGAUUCACAAUUGUGCACAAUAUCAGUAGAGUAUGAUGCCAACAGUACACAACUGUACACAGUUACAGUAGAGUAUGAAGUCACAUUUAUUUGUAGGAUAAAUGUAUGCUGUACUGUAUAAGUAAUGUUAGCAUAGCAAUGUGUAAUCUCAAGAAUGUACAUUUAUUUUAAUGUAUUGUAAUAUUUUCAUCCAAUUGACAGACCGUUUAUUUUAGGUGUUUGAUUUACAAAGUGGAUUUGAGUUUGAUUCAAUACCUCAGCUACAUGGCAUUCUAUUGCAGGGUAAAGGAUAACUGACAAAGAAAUACAUAUAGUGUAGAAUAAACAGGUCUAACACCAAUGCGCUUAGUUCGUAGCCUAUGGUACAGGAAGAAUUGUAAACGGUGUCCCUGAAAUUAUAAAAGAAACAGAAACUUAAAAACAAGGAACCUCUAAACAACAUUCUAUGCAAUAAUUAAAAUGUUCUGCUACCAUCUUGGGUUUGGAUUUAAUACAUUUCAUGCACUGUAAGUGUUGUAAUGAAUGCAACACUGACUUGAUA
Messenger RNA from Esox lucius (northern pike), 1913 nucleotides. RefSeq names its product zona pellucida-like domain containing 1a (gene zpld1a). The coding region runs from base 54 to 1295 and encodes 413 amino acids. Gene Ontology annotation, cellular component: cell surface. Lineage: Eukaryota; Metazoa; Chordata; Actinopteri; Esociformes; Esocidae. The record is from RefSeq and is a predicted model, not a curated record. The transcript is spliced from 11 exons.